AUGUUGAUAACGUCCAGCAAAACAUUCGUCAUAUUUUUAUUGGCAACAUGUUGUGGCAUGGCCUCGUCCACUUCUCUAAAUACAUUAACACCAGCUGCAGUGAAUUCUACAGCUGUUGGCAACAGCACAUUAUCUUUGCCAGAAACAUUUGAGUGCCCCAACAUGGACAUACGCAACGAAUGUGAAAAUUUGGCGCAUUUAGAAAAUUGCACUGUCAUCACGGGAUAUAUGAUUAUUGUCCUUUUAUCGACCAACGACACCUGUGAUUAUUCCCAAUAUAGUUUUCCAAAAUUACGCGAAGUCACAGAUUUUGUGCUAUUUUCAAAAGUGACAAAUUUAACAUCAUUCCGUGAUAUGUUUCCUAAUCUAACUGUGAUACGAGGACGAAAAGUAUUUCUGAACUAUGCUUUGGGUAUAUCAUCGAUGGACUCUUUGGAAAGGGUGGAAUUUCCUCGCUUGGUAGCCAUUCAACGUGGACAUGUUUUUAUUGGUAGCAAUCCAAAACUAUGCUUCGUGAAUAAGAUAAAUUUUAAUCGCUUAACCUUGGCACCAGGUGAGAAUCACAUAUUUCCUGUUACGGAUGUCAAAUGUCCGGCCAUUGAUCCAUGUUCGGGCUGUAAUUCGGGUUAUUGUUGGUCAAAUAUGCGAUGCCAGAAAUUCGAAAAUGAUAAUGUCGUUAAAAUGCAGGAGGGAAUACAACACUGCGAUCAACAAUGUUUGGGCGGUUGUGACAAUCAUGGCUGUUAUGUAUGUCGCUCAUGGACCGAUCACGGUGUAUGUGUCGAUGAGUGUCCUCCAGACAAGUAUAGUUCUGCAGAUUAUUUACGUUGCUAUACCCGUGAAGAGUGUAUUGCCAAGAAAUUAGCCAUUUACAAAAAUACUUGCGUAACAUCGUGUCCCGGGGGAUAUUUCAAAAAUAAUAUCACACAAGAAUGUGACUCUUGUACUGGUGUAAAUAAUUGUAUUAAAGUCUGUCACCCUCGAAAAGAUUCAAAUCCUUUUUGGAUUCAUACAUUGGAAGACGUCGAAUAUCUCAAUGGUUGUCAAAUAUGCAAUGGCAGUAUUGUUAUAAAUUUAAGAAAUCGUAUUGAUGAAUCAGAAUUGAUGAAAUAUCUCGCCGAUAUUGAGGAGAUUGUGGGCCAUUUAAAGGUUUAUAAAUCUCCAUAUUUAACAUCAUUGAAGUUUUUUCGAAAUCUUCGCAAAAUCCAUGGAAAACCAUUGGAACUCCAACAUUAUUCCUUGGUUAUAUAUAAAAAUAAGAACUUACGUGAACUUUGGCCAGUUCGAAAGGGAUUUGAAUUGAUAAAUGGUGGCAUUUCGAUACAGGCCAAUGAUAAGCUAUGCAAUCGAGUUAUAAGAACAUAUAAAAAUGACGUUAUACAUGAUCGUAGUUUGGAUUCAAUACAGAUUAGUGACCAAGAGGUCUUGUGUGCACCGGCAAAAUUAAAUUUAUUUGUGGAGGUUCUCUCCCAUCGUUCCAUAAAAUUCACAUGGUCAAAAGAUGAAACAUUUGAACAAGUUGAAAUUAUAUAUCGGCCCAUAGAUCCCAAUAAACCCUUUAAUGACGACAGUGAAUUGGACACAAACGUAUGUGAACGCAUAUUUUGGCAAAGAGAUUUAAAAUUUACCCAGGAUUUGGAUAAAAACAACACCCAUUACUUCUAUAAAAUACAAAAUCUGGCGGCCAAUACCAAAUACGCAUGCUUGGUAAAAACAUUUGGUCAAGAUGAUGCCGCUCCAGCGGCACGUAGUGAAAUUAAAUUUAUUACAACUCAAGUGAAUGUACCACCGCCUCCAUUGAUACGCAUUACAAAGAAGACCUCUAACUCGUUGACAUUGCAAUUGUCCUAUGAAAAUCAUGAAGAUCAAUUGGUGGAUUUUUAUAUGCUGGAAGUUUAUGAAAUUCCAGAAAACCAACAUUUGUUAGAUCAGCGGGAUUACUGUAUAGAUGGAGUAAAACAAUUUUCCGAUUAUCACAAUGAAGAUUAUGAUGAUUGCUGUAGUCGUCGAUUGGAAGAAGCCGAGGAUGAUCUAUUUAAACGACAAUUGGAAAAAGAGUUCUCAUGUUCACUGGAUAAUAAAAAAUAUUGCACAAAUAAUCCACUGGAGGAUAACUAUACAAAUAAUGCUAAUGCUUUGUUGACCAAACGUCUAGAGCACGCAGAGACGAACUAUACCAUACGUUCAUUGGAACGUUAUCAACUUUAUGGUAUUCAAGUUCAGGCAUGUAAUCGUGCUGGCUGUGGCUCUUUUCGUAUUAUUAACGAAAGGACCAAUUAUUCCGAGGCAGCGGAUAGAAUAUAUGAUUUGACGGCCUGUAAAAUGUCACACAAUAAUGAAUAUCGAGUGCACUUUAAGGAACCUAAGAAUCCUAAUGGCUACAUAACUCUGUACGCUAUACAUUUUAGAUAUUUGAAUGCAUCCACAAAUGGAACCUACCAGGGUCAUAUGCAUUGUGUGACACGUAGCGAACAUCAACGCAACAAUUAUCUAUAUCAAGGUUACCUCAAUUCAACUUUCAAUCAAGCUGCUGUCCGUGUGGAAUCAUUUGGCCACCUCACAUUUACCGAUUGGGUUGCCAUUACUAAUUGCAAUGGGGUACAGAUGGUAUAUGCAAAAACAAAAUUAGCUGGUCGUUCUUCACAUGGUUGGAAUAUAUUUUUGGUUUUCUUCAUAUUGGGAGCAGCAGGAACAUUUUUGUGGGUAUGUUACAAACGUAAAUAUUGGCGCAAAAUACCUCAACUGCGUAGGUAUUUGCCGGUAUAUGCAAAUCUGCAGUCGCUACGUAGAGAUACCAGCAAUGAUGAGGAUCGUCAAAUUUUGGUCGAUGGCUUUGAAACUGUACGAUUUCAUAAUAGUCCCGAUGAUGAUAAGAAAUAUUUGGUCCAUUAA
Molecule: messenger RNA, 2892 nt
Organism: Musca vetustissima
Lineage: Eukaryota; Metazoa; Arthropoda; Insecta; Diptera; Muscidae
Product: insulin receptor
Exons: 7
Coding region: 1-2892 (963 amino acids)
Molecular function (GO): protein binding
Source: RefSeq, a predicted model, not a curated record